Messenger RNA from Sus scrofa (pig), 2531 nucleotides. It is a transcript of the gene HIPK4, whose product is annotated as homeodomain interacting protein kinase 4. Gene Ontology annotation, biological process: peptidyl-threonine phosphorylation; peptidyl-serine phosphorylation. Gene Ontology annotation, cellular component: nucleus; cytoplasm. Gene Ontology annotation, molecular function: ATP binding; protein serine/threonine kinase activity; protein tyrosine kinase activity. Lineage: Eukaryota; Metazoa; Chordata; Mammalia; Artiodactyla; Suidae. The record is from RefSeq and is a predicted model, not a curated record.
GUUCCGCCACUGGGCGGGGGAGGGGGCACUACCUGCCACCCCAUCCCCCAUUCCAGCCGGGGGCUCAGGUCUCCAACAACAGAACCAGAGCCACUCAGCAACACUGGAACCCAUUCGGGGGGGCCUGGGGCCCCUCGUCCCAAGCCAGGAGGGCUUUGGGGGAGGGGUGCAGGCCCUGGAAGACUCCCUGUGUGGCCCAGGGGUCUGGGGGUUGCCAGGGAGGCAGGGGUGAACCUCGCAGGGCAAGGCACGAGAGCGGUUCUCUUUCCCCCACGGUGGGGACCCUCGGGGCCGGCGGCAGGGCCGGAGGCCUCGCAGACAGAGCCCGUGGGGCGGGGGCGGCGGAGGCGGCCGGGCAGUGUCUGUUGGCAGGGGCGCCAUGGCCACCAUCCAGUCGGAGACCGACUGCUACGACAUCAUCGAGGUGCUAGGCAAGGGCACCUUCGGGGAGGUGGCCAAGGGCUGGCGGCGAAGCACGGGAGAGAUGGUGGCCAUCAAGAUCCUGAAGAACGACGCCUACCGCAACCGCAUCAUCAAGAACGAGCUGAAGCUGCUGCGGUGCAUGAGGGGCUUGGACCCGGAGGAGGCCCACGUCAUCCGCUUCCUCGAGUUCUUCCACGAUGCCCUCAAGUUCUACCUGGUCUUCGAGCUGCUGGAGCAAAACCUCUUCGAAUUCCAGAAGGAGAACAACUUCGCGCCCCUCCCCGCCCGCCACAUCCGCACGGUCACCCUGCAGGUGCUCAGAGCCCUGGCCCGGCUCAAGGAGCUGGCCAUCAUCCACGCCGACCUCAAGCCCGAGAACAUCAUGCUGGUGGACCAGACCCGCUGCCCCUUCAGGGUCAAGGUGAUCGACUUUGGCUCGGCCAGCAUAUUCAGCGAGGUGCGCUACGUGAAGGAGCCGUACAUCCAAUCUCGCUUCUACCGGGCCCCAGAGAUCCUGCUGGGGCUGCCCUUCUGCGAGAAGGUGGACGUGUGGUCCCUGGGCUGCGUCAUGGCCGAGCUGCACCUGGGCUGGCCCCUCUACCCGGGGAACAACGAGUACGACCAGGUGCGCUACAUCUGCGAGACGCAGGGCCUGCCCAAGCCUCACCUGCUGCACGCCGCCCGCAAGGCCCACCACUUCUUCAAGCGCAACCCCCACCCCGACGCCACCAACCCCUGGCAGCUUAAGUCCUCGGCUGACUACCUGGCUGAGACCAAGGUGCGCCCACUGGAGCGCCGUAAGUACAUGCUCAAGUCACUGGACCAAAUUGAGACAGUGAACGGAGGUGGGGCGGCCAGUCGGCUGACCUUCCCAGACCGCGAGGCGCUAGCCGAGCUCGCCGACCUCAAGAGCAUGGUGGAGCUGAUCAAGCGCAUGCUGACAUGGGAAUCGCACGAACGCAUCAGCCCCAGCGCGGCCCUGCGCCACCCCUUCGUGUCCAUGCAGCAGCUGCGCAGCGCCCACGAGACCACCCGCUACUACCAGCUCUCCCUGCGUGGCUGCCGCCUCUCUCUGCAGGUGGAGGGCAAGCCACCCACAUCUGUUGUGGCUGCUGUGGAAGAUGGGCCCCCCUACUACUGCCUGGCGGAGGAGGAAGAGGCUGUGGGCCUGGGCAGUGCAGGGGGUAGCGGGCCCUUCUUCCGCGAGGAGAAGGCACCGGGCAUGCAGAGGGCCAUCGAUCAGCUGGAUGACCUGAGUUUGCAGGAGGCAGGGCGUGGGCUGUGGGGUGAGACGCGCGCCGAAGUGGUCCCCGACAUGCUGGCCCCGCUCAAGGCAGCCGCUGCAGUGGGCCGCCGGGUGCCCGACUCUGGCCCGGAGCCCAUCCUGGCCUUCUAUGGCAGCCGUCUGGCGGGUCGCCACAAGGCCCGCAAGCCACCUGCAGGCUCCAAGUCUGACUCCAACUUCAGCAACCUGAUCCGGCUGAGCCAGGCCUCGCCCGAGGAUGAUGCGCCCUGCCGGGGCAGCGGCUGGGCUGAAGGGGAGCGCCGAGGGGCCUCUGCCGAGCCUCCCGCCAUCCCGCAGCGGGAGGGGGAUGGGCCGGACAUCAAGGACUUGACCAUGGACGCUGAGAGGCCAGGCCCUGAGCUCUUCGACCCCAGCAGCUGUCCUGGGGAAUGGCUAAGUGAGCCAGACUGGACCCUGGAUGGCAUCCGGGGGCCACGGGCUCAGGGGCUCCCACCACGCCACACCCACCCUCAUGGUCCACCCAGGGCCACCAGUUUUCUGCAGCACGUCGGUGGGCACCACUGAUGGUGACCCCAACCCCUGCCCAUCCCUGGGGGCUGCUGGAGUGGGGCUGGCAUCCCCCACUCAGAGCCAUCCCCUGACCUGACAAAUUAUUCUUACAGAAAGAUAGUUAUCCAGAAAUUCCCCAUUUCCCCCACCCGUAGAGAAGGGCACACACACUCCCCGAACACAGGAGGGCUUUGGGGUCUAGCCCAUGUCCCCCUCGGCCAGAGGGAUGCAGGAAGGGGGCUGUACCCCACUGGCCCUGAGCACGCCCUUGGCCCUGCUGCCUCUGUUUAUUUCAAUAAAGAACUUUUCAGCA